Messenger RNA from Drosophila guanche, 2508 nucleotides. It is a transcript of the gene nod, whose product is annotated as kinesin-like protein Nod. Gene Ontology annotation, biological process: microtubule-based movement; mitotic spindle organization. Gene Ontology annotation, molecular function: microtubule motor activity; microtubule binding; ATP binding. The transcript has 6 exons. The record is from RefSeq and is a predicted model, not a curated record. Lineage: Eukaryota; Metazoa; Arthropoda; Insecta; Diptera; Drosophilidae. The coding region runs from base 86 to 2173 and encodes 695 amino acids.
AAGGUCAUACUGGGCUAUCGAAAUACAAAAAAAAGUAGCCUUCAGAAAAACGCCACCAAAAAUUAAUAUAAAAAAGAAAAAACAAAUGGAUUGCGACAAACUGAGCGCUGUGCGCGUUGGCGUUCGCGAAGCACCAUUUCGCUCCUUCCUUGGUCGCCAGGAGCCCAGCAUUGUGCACUUCUCGCCGCAGGCCGGCAACUCCUUGGUGGUGGACCAAAAUGAUUACCACUUUGACUACGCCUUCCGCUCCACCGUCAGCCAGCUGGAGCUCUACGGUGCGCUCAUCAUGCCGCUGGUGGACAAGCUCUUUUGUGGCUUCGAGUGCACGGUCAUGGCCUACGGGCAGACGGGCACCGGCAAGAGCUACUCCAUGGGCAUGACGGCCGACAAUCAGGCCACCAGUGAGGAGCAUCUGGGCGUGCUGCCGCGCUGCCUGCGCGACAUUCUGGACCGUGUGGCCGCCAAGCAGGAGAACACCUUGGAGCGCAUUCAGGUCUCCGCCUCCUUCAUCGAGAUAUACAACGAGAAGGCCUACGAUCUGCUGGGCGCCACUCCCAUGGACCCAAUGCUGGCCUCGCGCUGCAACAGUUGCACCUGCCUGCCGCUGGCCAGCCAGGAGGAUCUGCAGCGCCUGCUGCAGCUCGGCAAUAACAAUCGCCACGUGCGGCGCACCAAUAUGAACGCGAACAGCUCCCGCUCCCACGCCAUUGUCACCAUCCAUAUGCGCCGACAGGGUGGCCAGCUAUUCCGCAUGAACAUUGUCGAUCUGGCCGGCUCCGAGGGUGUGCGGCGCACCGGCCACGAAGGCGUCGCACGCCAGGAGGGCGUCAGCAUUAACAUGGGCCUGUUGAGCAUCAACAAGGUGGUAAUGGCCAUGGCGGCCGGCCACACAGUGAUCCCCUACCGCGACAGCGUCCUCACCACGGUCCUGCAGAAGUCGCUGACCUCGCAGUCAUACCUCACCUUCCUCGCGUGCAUCAGCCCGCAUGCCUGCGACCUAAGCGAGACCAUUUCCACGCUGCGCUUCGCCAAGAGCGCCAAGCGGCUGCGCCUCAAUCCACAACAGAUGAUCAUGUCGCGCAACCAUCAGCUGCAGCAGCAGCAGCAGCAGCAGCAGCAGCGGCAAACCCUUGCCGCCCGCACGCCUCACGCCCUCCGUCGCCCGUUUACCAGCUCGACGACCGUCAAGGUAAGCAGACCGACGCAACGCGAUGCUCAGAACAGCUUCUACCUGAUGCCGCCCAAGCCCAAGGAGAGCAUGCCACUGAUGCAGCUGCAGCGCACACGCUCCGAGAUGGGUCUCACGCCCAAGGCCAAAAAGCGUGCUCGCGAGGAACUGCAGAUGGAGACGACAAUGGAUGCGCCAUCGGACAGCAAUCACUCGGCAAUCAGUCUCGUCGAGAAAGGCUGCUCGGCUGCUGUGUCCCUUUCUAACUCGGAGACAGAGUCAACAUUGGUGGAGCCAUUAUCGGGCAGCAAUGUCACGCUGAAGCAGGAGCAGGAGCAGGACUCCAAUGGCACAAUGGGUCCUCCACAACCUCCUCCGGCCAUUCCUCUUUUCCAUUCCUCUUUGCUGAGCAUAGCAGAGGAGCCAUACUCACAGCAGCAGAAGCUGCAGCAGCGGCAGUUGCUCUUCGACAAUACCUGCAGUCCGAUUGUCCUGCCAGCGGCUGGACCACUGGAAAUGAGCGGCAUCCAGCCGCUCGAUAUUAGUCAGAGGCCAGUGCUCAGAGCCAGACGCUCCGCCCGCCUUAUUUUCAACUCCAACAGACAGCAGUCCUCCACGGAGCAGCAACAGCAGCAGCAGCAGAAUCAAAACGGGCUGCGACGCAGCAUGAGGCUGGCUGUUAAAUUGGAGAGCCACGCCGUCACAGCCAACCAAUUGUUGGCCUCUCAGGACUCGGGCAGCGUUGGUGCCAGUCGCAAACGCUCAAAGGCAGCCGCUAAACGCUGGAUGAACAAUCAAAAGGACACUUUCCUGAAUCUACUCAACUCGGCAGAUGUACGCGAACUGCAGAAGCUGCCCGGCAUUGGCCCCAAGACCGCCUUCUCCCUGGCGCUGCAGCGAGGUCGACUGGGUGGCUUUCAGAGCCUCAGCCAGGUCCAGGAACUACCCAUUUGGGGGCUCGUGAAGUGGGAGCGCGUGUGUGGGGCCAACGGUUUGGAUCCGUAGAAGAAAAGCUAAGCUAACCUAAGAAUUCGCCAUCUCUAUGUGUAAUAAUCCUGUCGCUGCUGUGCGUUAAAAUGUAAGGGUUUUUUUUUUGCCUUUUUUUUUUUUGCAUACGGUAAGCGCAGAGAGAAAAUAGUCCUCGGAGGGAACAGUUUACACUCACCCAAUGAAAAUUAAUUAUAAUUUAAACUUAAACUUUUUUUUAACUCGGCUUACGAUGUUAAGUGGCUCUGUAAUAUUUGAUGUAAACUAGCAUAAGAUUUGCAACCCUUUGUACCACCGACCCUCCUCAUAGGCAUACAAACCGAAAACAAAAUAAGAUAAUUGACCAAAAACAA